AUGGCUUUUCGAUUAAUGAACCAACAUGGUGUUAAUGAACCUAUAAAAUUAAUAUCAAUGUGCCCAACAAUGGAUUUGCUUGCAGUUUGUACUGAAACAGAUUCCGUUUGGGUAGCUAGGUGGUUUAGUGCCUUAGAAAAAAUUUGGACUUUGCCAGCUGGAAAGCAUGGCAAUGACAAAGUAGAGGCAUUAGCGUGGAGACCCGACGGAAAAGUAAUUGCAUUAGGAUAUUCAAGCGGAGCUAUUAGACUAUAUAACGUUGAUAAACUGGAAAUGAUACAUGAAUUGUUUCCUCAACCUAUUGAUCCGCAACAAUCAUUUGAAUCAAUAAAACCAUCUGCAAUAAAUUUUCUGAUUUGGGUUCAGGAGAAUGAAAACGAUAGUGAAAACGUGAACGAACAACAGAUCAAUUAUAUUAGUACACAUCCUAUACAGAAGUAUUUACCUAAACUUAGCACAAUUCCGCGUGCAAAACCAAUAAGUAAUCUGUUGGGAAACAUAAACGAAUCUCAUGAAGAUGAGAUUGAAAAUGAAAUAUCUAAUCUUAUAGAUUUACUUAUAGCGGGAGACACGUCCGGGAACUUACAUCUAAGCGUGAAGAUUAUAAAUGCUUCAGUUACACCAGAUCUCUCUCACAUCACAUUGUUGGUUCUCGCAAGUUAUACAUCCGUGGUAACCAAAACUUCAGCAAAUGAACGAUUAGUUGAAAUUACUCUUAACACGGGAUUGCUUUAUACACAUAAAAAUGAAAUAAGAACUUUAUCUCAAACGUAUACUAUUAUCAAAUACUUGACAGAGUAUAUAUUUGAAGGCAUGAAACAGAUCAAGGCAGAACACGAAAGUAUGAAAGCAAACGCAAAGAUAUUUAUUGAUAAAUUUCAAUUAGUACUAUCAGAAAGUAAUGAGUUUAUACAUUAUCUAGCCUCUGGAAAACCGAGUUCUUUGCUACACAAAUAUCUGGAAAUGCAUCUUACCAAAAGGGGGCUGAAGGAUUGGGAAAGUAAAGGCCAAAAGUCUUUUGAACAAAUUCGUGAAUAUAUACAUCAUUAUAUUAGGCCAGGUUGCGAAAGGCUGCUUUUACAAUUGAGCACACUGAUUGGAUAUUGUAAAUGGCAGCAAAAGUUCAAGGGUCUUGGAUUGUCUGAGUCAUAUGUUCAUUCUAUUAUAAUUUCUACUGGAUGUCUUGUUAACCGUCUUGAAGAUGUGUUAAAUAUAAUUGAUGAAAAGUACACAAGUUUUAUGGAAUUCCAGCAGUGGCUUCAAUAUGGUACG
Funneliformis caledonium is the source of this 1272-nucleotide messenger RNA. Lineage: Eukaryota; Fungi; Glomeromycota; Glomeromycetes; Glomerales; Glomeraceae. The record is from the annotation of a GenBank genome assembly.